AUGUCACACAUCGAUAUUGAUGGGGCGGAUCUUCGAUCCAAAAAAGGCACCACCACUCCCUCCGUAAUAACCAUCUUCAUCACCGGCUUCAACCGCCGUCUCUGCUGCCGCCUCCUACUACUCUCCUCCUACCUCCAGCGUCUCAGCAAUAACCGUCAUAGCCGCCGUCCGCAACCCUCCCUACCCCACCUCUCGAUCUCUUUCAUUUUACGCCUGCCCAUCGUCAAGAUCGGACCGAACGUGCGCGCCGACCUAGCCGCUGCUGUGCAGGAGCUCGAGGAGAAGCAUGGUAUCGACACCAUUGACGUGGUUAUUGCUAACGCUUCGACGGGAUAUGUGUGGCCGAAGGUUAGGGAGGCCCAGGUGGAUGAUAAUAACAGAAGACGAAUAUGUUUGGGUUUGUGGAGCUGA
This is a messenger RNA of Neurospora tetrasperma FGSC 2508, 411 nucleotides long. RefSeq lists its product as uncharacterized. Bases 1 to 411 code for a protein of 136 amino acids. The record is from RefSeq and is a predicted model, not a curated record. The transcript has 2 exons. Lineage: Eukaryota; Fungi; Ascomycota; Sordariomycetes; Sordariales; Sordariaceae.